Exophiala viscosa is the source of this 3036-nucleotide messenger RNA. RefSeq lists its product as uncharacterized. The record is from RefSeq and is a predicted model, not a curated record. The transcript is spliced from 2 exons. The coding region runs from base 233 to 2875 and encodes 880 amino acids. Lineage: Eukaryota; Fungi; Ascomycota; Eurotiomycetes; Chaetothyriales; Herpotrichiellaceae.
UGUAGGCCCUUGAUCAGUUGUCUCAAUAAUGAAUGUUCCGAAACUCUGCCGGUACAGUAUGAAUCGUGAUUCCUGGAGAUGGCCGCUACCAAUGACUCGAAGUUCCUUCUUCUCCUCGCGCCAAUUAUCUCAACUCCAAUUCGGCUUCACAGCUUGUCGUUGAGCGCACACGAACAACUUAACUUCGGUGAGCAUCGCGCACCACAUAUACUACCCUGGCAUUCCAAAUGCUAUGCCGAAGGGCUUGACUGCAGCUCGCUGCAUCCCACAUCAGACUCCACGAUCCGUAUGGGUAUCGGACGCAUUGCUAGCGGAAACAUUCACUCGGUUCUGUCACCAUAGACGACACGGCAGCAAUGUCCCAGGGCCCUUGGAAGCUCAGCGUCGCGCUGCCCGCCGGAAAAAUACAAAUCUCGCACACUCCGGCUGUCCCCCCGUAUCGCUUGACCCUGCCAUAGUCUUUGGACGCAACAGAAACAGCGACUGGUGGCAGUCUCCCACAAACCGCGGGCCCGCACAACCGACUGCUUCUCGCCUCCUACCGUCCUGGUUGUUCCCUAUAUUAGAGGCCGAACCACGACCAGUUCCGCGUUCUCAGGAUGAGUCGAAAACAAUACCCAGGCCACCGGACAGAAACCGGGAAAGACGCCUGUCACAAUGCUCCAAUCUGCAAGACAUACGGGAGUGGCUGCAAGAGACUGGCGGCAGUAUAGGCGAAUCCCCGGCUCUCAGCGCUGCAAUUCAAAAACACAUGUUAAAGACGGAAUUUCGUGGGGAAGAAAUUGCGGCAUAUAUUUGUGAUCCCAGCUUUCAUCCUCCAGGCACAUCAUUCAUCAGGCGACUCAUACCUGCCAUCUUCGAGUGCACCUGGGAGGUGCAUUGUUGGCAGGCUCUACGCGCCGCCAUUGGCAAAGCUGCUGAGUUGGGUCUCAUUGGAAUCUCCGACAUACAAACGAUCCUGGACUUUGCGACUGCUUCCAGACCGAUAAAGUUACACCGACCCGAUGGCAAGAUUGAGCAGGUGAAGAGUAGAGAAAGGAUGCACCUGAUUCGCAUAACCCUGGAUUCCCUGGCUCGAUCAAAGGUGCUAACGGUGGCCAACCUUGAGGGAGACUUUUUGUCGAACCUUUUCUGCAAAUUAGCGAGCCUCAGUGCUUCACGCCUCACGAGUGAUAGUGUGGGCGCGUUAUGGAGACUCAUGCCUUGGGCAGGCGUCCACGACGCGCCUGUAGUAAGUCGGCUCAUUUUCAGAAAUCUUAGGGAUCGCUGCCGAGACCAUGCCGAUGGAACCAUAGGAGAGAAAAUCGCACAACAAUUGCAGAUUGUUGACGUUGCACUUCUACGGUCUGCCAUACUGCAUACCACUGCCCAACUGGUCGAAGACACACAAGGUCAAUCAAAAAGUUCUCACCGCUACCUACUUUACCAUUGGAUGGGUGUCCUGCAGACAUUAGGCUCGACAAGAAGCAUGGUUCAGCCUACAAUGGAGGACUGGGCGCGCUUCAAAUCGAACACAGUCGAGCCGGAUACAGACCGAGCUUUGCUAGUCUUUGCAUGGACCUCAUUGCAUCUAUCUCGGCAUUGGCGACUAUCAAGCUCCUUGUCCGACAGACUACAGGCUUAUGACCUGUUUAGCGAGAACAUGCUCUCCAUCCCAGAAUUCGUGGCCGAGGGAUUCUUGGACCGUGCUCUCCCAGAUCUGGAAACCUUGCCUCUUCCGAACAGGGAAGUCCUCCUCCGUGAUCUCACCACGAUCGCAGGACAAGUCGGGACAACAUCGAAGUCAGAAGACGCAACAAGCUCGAAUGUCAAGGGAGUAAACGUGCGGGGUUCGCUGAUACCGAUCGAGGAUGGCUUGUACAGAGAUAUGCGAGGUCGAUAUAACGAAGCCCUCGCCGAGUUGUCGGACUGUCUUCUUAAGGACCCGCUAGCCUUUCAGACGGUCUCGCGACGUUUGAUCUGGAAGAACUCGACUUCAUUCACAAUCAUCUCCCGGAUCCUGGACAACAACACAUCACUUAAACUUGCGUUGUCACGGACUGCACAGCAUCCUCGCAUCGUUCCAGAGCGAACACGUCCUCACGAUCAUGCGACGUCCAUACACGACGUUCGCAAGCUGCAGGGCGACGGCGAAAAUCCCGGACUCGGGUUGGCAAGCACAGUCCUCGAUGUCGUCAACCAUCUCGCAGUGUCCUGCGCGACUUCUCCAGUCGUCAGCCCUCGCGAAGCCCUACGAAGAGUCCACUGGUGCUAUCGCUUCCUGCAUCGCUACGGCGCACCCAUAGAAUCCACACUUACAAAAGCACUGUGGCAUGCGGGCGUCGCUCGGUACGCGGAACACGGCUACGGAGAGUUUGGCACGGCCAAAACACUCUUGAGAUGGAUUCUGUCACAGAUCAAGAUGGCAGAGGGCGAGGACGUUGCAAGGCGUCUACUCUGGAGUCCCGCUUUUCGCGCGCAGCGGCGUCUGGAAAUGAACGAGUUGGCAAAACUUAAGGAUGUCGCGUCGUUUCUGCCCGCCAAAAGCGAGGGUCAAGAUGCGCAUGACAGCUCGACUAACAUCACGACUAGCCUGGACGGGCUGCGAGAGCUUGGCCAGGCUGAGAAAACGGACUUGUCUGCAGAUAUGGACCACGCCAUUGAAGAUCUGGGUUGCGACUUCCCAAUCAAGCAGCAGGCUAUGAUCAGCAUCAUGUCGGACUUAGAGAUCUGGCAGAAGAUCCGCCAUGUAAACACGGUGCCGCAUGCUUCACCGUUCUGGCAUGAAAAGUCGGUAAGGAAGGAACUGUGGGAGAAGGCCCAGGUGGCGAAGCAAGCCGGACGUGGAAGCCAGAGUUCGUAUAGCGGGCGAUCGGAUUGCGGACGAAAUGCUUGAUGAAUGCUAGUCUUCACAGACAGCACUUUCCGCCACGCUCUAGAUAUUAACUACUUUGAUAUACUCUGCACCAGCAGAUCCUCAGACUGGACGGCAGAUCGUACGUCAGUAUAAUGACAAUGAUCAUGAUGACAACUGUGGUGCUUUUUCCUGCCUCGGGC